Molecule: messenger RNA, 1284 nt
Organism: Phycodurus eques (leafy seadragon)
Lineage: Eukaryota; Metazoa; Chordata; Actinopteri; Syngnathiformes; Syngnathidae
Exons: 3
Coding region: 754-1284 (176 amino acids)
Source: RefSeq, a predicted model, not a curated record
AGACUUAUUGAAAUACUUGAAACACAAGAUUACUCAGCAGGGCAGCAGGAUUCCGGGUGGAGUGUUUUUGUUUUCUUUGGUGACUGGACGGAAAGUUAGAGCAAUACUGAAAUAGACAAUGAAGGGUGAAAUGGAAGUCAUAUGAGAUGAACUCAUACGAGACUGUUCAAAAUGUUAAGCGUGAAUUUGACAUUUUGAACGACAUUAAAAAAAAAAAAGUUUGCUUUCUUAUCUUAUAUAUUCAUCCAUGACUGCUGACGUCUGGAGUGUUCGGUGAGGCUUUCAAGCAACGGUUAUGUUUCCGAGUUAGUCGAAAAUUUGAAUUUCAAGCCUAGGUUGGGGUUUAAAACAAGAGUUCGGGUUUCAAAUUAAGGAAUCACACCAGGAUUGUUAACGAGGAUUAGGGUUUCAAUAAAAUGGUUGAAAUUGGUUAGGGUUUCAAGGCAAGAUAGUGGUUUCAAAGUAGCAUUUCAAAUUAGGGUUCCAAGCCUGAGUUAGAUUUUCAACCUCGGGUUUGCGUUUCAAACAAGGGUUAGGGUUUUAAAUGAAGGUCUCAAGCCAGGGAUAGAAUUUCAAAUUAGGUUUUGGAGGCAAGGGUAGAAUUUCACGCAAGAAUUACAAGCCUAGGUUAGGGUUUGAAGUUAGGGUUUCAAGCUUGGGUGUAAGGUUUCAAAGCAGGUUUAGGGUUUCAAAGUAGGAUGUAGGAAGGUUUCCUGAGAGGGUGUGAUGUGUACACGUUGAUGCAUCCAGCAGAUGAUGUCCUUACAGAGUGUUUGCGCAGGUUGUGGUGUGGACGAUUGCCCAAAAGUUGACCUUGGCGGUACUGGUCUUGUUGGCCAUUGCAGCGGCAACUGUGACGGCGCAGCGGCGGCGCGCGCAGGCUCGGACGCGGACGGCCGACGCGGACGAGUGGAACUACCGGGAUGGCUGGUCAGCACGAGGGGGGUGGCCAAGCUGACUCAGAUCCUGGACAACUGGCGCUUCGACAUACUCAACCAGAUGAAGGGACUCCUGCAGAAUGACCACCAGUCCCUGCUGCCCGACUACGCCAGGAUCCAGCCUCUAUCUGAGGCUCUGGGGGAUCUCUACAAGGAGUUUAACUCCCUGAAAGCUCAUCUGGGCGAGCUGACGGAGAAGUUCACCGCCAUGGAGACCUUCAUGGACGAGGUGAAGGCCAGCCGGGGAGGCAGCCGGCCCCAGACCCAGGCCUCGGCCCCCGUCCCCAGGCAGACGGGCAGGCGGGUGGUAAAAAAGAAGACCACCCCUGCGGCCGCCACCUCCUAA